UGCGUGUCUUGCCGCUGCAGAAUUCCAUUCGCGCUGUCUCAACUAUGGGGCUAAUUAUAGCACCAGAAGAAGUAUGGUAGUAUCCAAGAUUGGAGAUGGGUCGGUUCGAAGAGUCCCCUUCGUAGGAAGAAAAAAAAAGAGACCCCUGCGGGGGUGUACGGUGGGGUUGUCAGCCAGCGGUUCCAUGGAUCGGAUCGACUAUAAGAAGGGGGAGGAAGCAGCAGGGCUGGUCCUGAUUUCAACCAUCCACCAAAAUAAAUCCUCAUCUCAAACAGCCAUUCGAACCUGCAAUAAUGAACGCCCUAACUACCCUCCUCACCGUCCUCUCCGCAGCAACCAGCACCAGCGCCCUCUCCAUCCAACCGCGCGACCCGGCGCCGGCCUCCAUCACCCCGCCGGAGGGGUGCCCCAUCCCGACCUGGGAGGUGACCUACUUCCACUGGUUCAACGGCUCCAAGUCGCUGGACUGCAUCCACAACCCGGCCGACAUCGCCUUCAAGGACUGCCUGUGCGGUAACGCCUGGUGCGACCAGGACCCGGCCACCUGCAACGGCACCAUGGUCCCCGUCUGCUACACGGGCAUGCCCAACUACCAGCCCUGGGGGUACGGGCCCCCGCAGACGUUAGCCAUUGAUUUCUCUGAUGGCCUGGAGUGCCGCGACACGUACAUCGGCUACCGCAUCCACGACAUCGCCCACGGCGAGUCCAACUGCGGCUACGCCGACCGCGGCCUGGGCCGCAUCGUCUCGUUCUACGGCACAUCGAACGAGGACGUCUCCGUGGGCCACAUGGAUUAUGAGCUCGGCUCGGGCCAUGCCUUGACGUGUAAUAACGGGAGCAAGAUCACGUACCAUGGCAGUGUGGAUUUCCAGUUGAACUGCGUGCAUGAUGCGUUCUUUAAUGCUACGUGUGAUGCGGCGCCGUUUGAGAUUCCGGUUUUGAGCUACGAGUGGGUUUCCUAGUUGACUUUUGGAG
Aspergillus uvarum CBS 121591 is the source of this 975-nucleotide messenger RNA. RefSeq lists its product as uncharacterized. The transcript has a single exon. The record is from RefSeq and is a predicted model, not a curated record. Bases 294 to 962 code for a protein of 222 amino acids. Lineage: Eukaryota; Fungi; Ascomycota; Eurotiomycetes; Eurotiales; Aspergillaceae.